AUGUCGGCUCAAGUGAACCAUACAGAUAAGGAGGUUGAAGUUGUUCCUCAAUCUACAGUUACACCAAAUUGGACAAUUCACGUUUCAGACAUAAAAACGGUUAAGGUAAGCAAUGUAUCAAUGGAUGCGACAGAGAAAGAUAUCAAAGAAUUCUUCUCAUUCUCCGGUGACAUCCAAUAUGUUGAGAUGCAAAGGGAAACUGAUAGCACUAAGACUGCUUAUGUUACCUUUAAGAAUACACAAGGAGCCGACACAGCAGUGCUCUUGACGGGUUCAAACAUUGCUAAUGGUUCUGUCACUAUCACACCAAUGGAGAACUACCAAUUGCCCCCUGAGGUUGUUCCCUCCAGUCCUAGUCAAACUCAAACUGCUCUUAAGAAGGCUGAAGAUGUGGUGAGCACCAUGCUUGCUAAAGGUUUUGUUUUAGGAAAAGGUGCAAUUAAUAGAGCAAAAUCCUUUGACGAACGCCACCAUGUAAUUUCAAAUGCUUCUGCCACUGUUGCUUCAAUUGAUCGUAAAAUCGGAUUGAGCGAUAAAUUAAGUAUUGGAACAACUAUAGUAAAUGAAAAAGUAAGAGAGAUGGAUGAAAAGUUCCAAGUUUCUGAAAAAACAAAGUCUGCUUAUGUUGUUGCCGAGCAAAAGGCAACCAGUGCUGGAUCUGCAAUCAUGAGCAAUCCUUAUGUAUCAACCGGAGCCUCGUGGGUGUCAAGUGCAAUUACUGUUGUUGCAAAAGCAGCCGAAGAUGUAACAACAAGAACUAUGGAGAAGGUUGAAAUGGCCGAGGUUGAUAAGAAAGAGACAAUUUACAGCGAAAAGAAAGACGCAAUUGAUGAAUUAUCACAUAUACACACUGAGAAACCUUCAACUGGGAGUUCAACAAAAGUUGAUCCUAAACCAGGCGAUGAUAGUAAAUUGGAAGUUGAUCACAAACCAGACAAUGAUAGUAAAUUGGGAGUUGCUCCUAAAUCAAGUGACGAUAGUAAGUUGGGAAAUAUUUGA
This is a messenger RNA of Trifolium pratense (red clover), 999 nucleotides long. RefSeq names its product binding partner of ACD11 1-like. The transcript is spliced from 6 exons. The record is from RefSeq and is a predicted model, not a curated record. The coding region runs from base 1 to 999 and encodes 332 amino acids. Gene Ontology annotation, molecular function: RNA binding. NCBI's taxonomy places the organism in Eukaryota, Viridiplantae, Streptophyta, Magnoliopsida, Fabales, Fabaceae.